This is a messenger RNA of Owenia fusiformis, 6856 nucleotides long. The record is from the annotation of a GenBank genome assembly. Lineage: Eukaryota; Metazoa; Annelida; Polychaeta; Sabellida; Oweniidae.
UAGGAGUUGGUGGAUUCUAUUUUUAUGACAAAUUAUCGAAUCAAUGAUAAAAAAUUAAAAUAAUGAUAAUAUUAUUUACUUGAUAUAUUGCUACUAUUUAAUUCUUAGUAUGAUAGAUCGCACUAUUUUUUAUCUCGCAUGAAACGUUCUACUGCGUCAUUUGGUCGACACUCUAAUGAAGAUUGAACUGAAAAUCUUUAUAAAUUCCGACGACAUUUUCUCACCCGUAUCACAUAAACUUUGAAUUUUGAAGGUAGACUCGACUAGACGAGUAUGUCAGGAAAUAGUGGUGGCCCAUCGAGUGGCUCUAGAGUUGAGGAAGAACUUUACUUUCUAAUUGCUCGGUUCCUGGACAGAGGACCGUGUAGAAAGGCAGCAGAGGCGCUGAGGCGAGAGGUAGAAGAAAAUCAGCUUUUACCCAAAAGAUUGGACUGGGAGGGACAGAAUCAUCAAAGAAGUUUUGAAAACUUGAUUGAGGCCAAUCGCCAUAUCUCCCAAGAUCAUUUAUUGCAAAUAGUUAAAAGGGUAGGACCUCUACUGGAUAAAGAAAUACCACCAUGCGUGAGUGGAGUAGCUUCCCUGCUGGGUGCUGGCAGACAAUCUCUGCUUAGAACAGAAGAAGAGGUGAAUAGUCCAAAAUGGCCAGAGAAAACUUGGUGCGUUGUCAGGCAUGGGAAGCCAUUGAAACCCCCCCUUACCAUGAAACAGGCUCCAAACUUUAUACAUGCCUACAAUGCUUGGAGGUUCUCAGGUAUGGCUCGGCCCCAGGAGCUGAUGGCCUCAACUCUCUUCAACAAGUUAACUAUGCACAAACGAUCUCUGGGACAUCUUUCUGCUGUAUAUUGUGUGGCAUACGACCGCACAGGAAAAUACAUAUUCACAGGUGCGGAUGACCACCUUGUAAAGAUUUGGAGUGCAUUAGAUGGUAGAUUACUGGCAACAUUAAGAGGCCAUGCUGCAGAAAUUACUGACAUGACAGUGAACUUUGAGAACACAUUACUAGCAAGUGGUAGCUGUGAUAAGUGUAUUAGAGUCUGGUGUUUGAAGACUACUGCCCCAAUAGCUGUACUCCAGGGUCACACCAGUAUGAUCACCUCAAUACAGUUCUGCCCUUUGGUGCGGGGGGAUACCAGGUUUCUAGCCUCUACGGGGGGAGAUGGUUGUGUCUGCUUCUGGCAAUGGAACGUUGUCACAAAUACAUUCAACCACAAGCCCAUCAAGUUUAUAGAAAGGUCAAGGGCAGGUGCUCAAAUGUUAUGCUCAUCGUUCAGUCCAGGAGGUUAUUUCCUAGCAACUGGAAGCUCAGAUCAUGUGAUCCGUAUCUACGAUUUCAUUGGUCCCCAACCAGAGAAAGUUAGUGAACUGGAGUCCCAUAGUGAUAGGGUAGAUAGUAUAUGCUACAGUAACCAUGGUGAUAGAUUUGUAAGUGGAAGCCGAGAUGGCACAGCAAGAAUCUGGCGGUAUGAACGUCAGGAUUGGAAGGCCAUUAUGCUUAAUAUGUGCAAUAAAACAAUAAAUAGUAUUUCCACAAUGGAGGGAGAUGAUAAAACAAAAUAUAAGGUUACCAUGGUAGCAUGGAAUACAACAGAUGAUUACGUGGUUACUGCUGUUAGUGAUUGUUCAAUUAAAAUAUGGGACUCCCACAAUGGCAAACUUUUACAUAUGCUUGAGGCUCAUACAGAAGAAGUAUUUGUGCUGGAGGGAAGUCCCAAAGAUCCCCGUGUCUUCCUGAGUGCUGGUCAUGAUGGCCACAUCAUACUUUGGGAUAUCCAACGAGGGAUCAAGCUCAAAAGUUUUUUCAACAGUAUUGAAGGUCAAGGUCACGGAGCUGUAUUUGACUGCAAGUUUGCUCCUGAUGGCUACAGUGUUGCUGCAACAGACUCUCACGGACAUUUGCUCAUGUUUGGUUUUGGCUCAGGUGAACAUUUCAAAAAGGUGCCUUCAGAAGUGUUUUAUCACACAGAUUAUCGCCCACUUAUGCGGGAUAGUAAUAAUUAUGUCCUGGAUGAGCAGACACAACAGCCACCACAUUUAAUGCCACCGCCAUUUUUGGUUGAUAUGGAUGGGAAUCCCCAUCUGACAAAAUAUCAACGUCUUGUUCCUGGAAGGGAAAGGAUGAAAGAAGAAGCGUUGAUCCCACAGAUGGGAGAUACUCCAAGUGGUGAUCGUGAAGUAUUGGACCAAGCAGUAUUCUCCCCAGAGCCCCAGGGUCCAGAGGGCACCCCAAGGGGCCAGGAAGGCACCCCUAGGGCAGACAUGAACCUUGAUGAUAUUAUACUUAGAAUGCAACAGGAACAAGAUCGUCAUAAUCACAUCCCAACUAGUCCCCCACCACAGAACAGAACCAGGUCACGUUUAACCUCAGGGAAUCGGGGACCCAGGCGUACUGGGGAGGUUGAGGGGGUCAGGCAGGCUACAGGGGAUGUACCUGUAUCCCAGAGGGCAACGCAGCGUGACUUAGCAGCAUGGAGUAAACGUGUGGUUGUUGGGGAAGUGGACCCUGCUGUGCUCAAACAUUGUGAAGAUAGGCGCCAACUUCUUGCUGAAGAAGAAAUCAAAAAAUUUGUUACAGAGAGAAGGAAGAAACCAGUGGUUCUUGAUGGGACAGACUCAAGUGACAGUGGAUUUCAUCGUGUUCGUACACGCAAACGUCAAGACAACCGCAGGACACGUACACGUGAACGAGCAGCUCAAAAUGAAGAGACUGGGCGGAACAGAUUGACUACCAGAGCCCUCUAUGAUACAGAGGAAGAAGAAAUGAGUGAAGGGGACACAUCUGAUCCUGAGGUUGCCCCAGAUGAUGCUUGGGACAGUGAUAAAACAGAAGGGAGUGAAUCUAGCGACUAUUCUGAUUGGACGCCUGAUGCUGGUAUGAAUCUCCAACCUCCAAAACGAUCAAGACGUUUAAUCAAACGCAAUAAAAAAUACAGCGAGUCAGAUCAAGAGGAUGAUGAUGGUCACGAAGAUGAAAAAGUCAACAUCGAAGAUGACGAUGAUGAGGCAACUGAGAUUGAUGAACAACAUAAAGAGGAACGACCAGUAAAGAAAAAGAAAACAUUACAACCAAAAACUAGACCUCGUAGAAAGAAAACCACGAAACAGCAACAUCUAGCAAUACAAGGUUCCCCACAAGAAUUACCUGAGGAAUUCAGACCCCCCGAAUGGCUAACAGGUACCAUACCAAGGAAGGCCCCUUAUGUGCCUCAGAUGGGAGAUGAAGUCAUAUAUUUCUUCCAAGGUCACCAGGUGUAUGUGAAUGCAGUUAAAAACCAUAAAGCUUAUGAUAUCAACCCAAACAAGGGCCAACCUUGGCAUAAGCUUAAACUUAGGGAGCAAGAGCUAACCAAAAUAAUAGGAAUAAAGUAUGAAGUGAAACCUCCUAGACUCUGUUGUCUGAAGUUGGCUAUUAUAGAACCAGAUGGCAAGAUGACAGGAAACACAUUCACCAUCAAAUACCAUGACAUGCCAGAUGUGAUAGACUUUAUCGUUCUACGUCCUAACUACGAUCUUGCCAUGAGUCGGAACUGGAAACCAGGAAUGAGGUUCCGCAGUAUGAUAGAUGACUGUUGGUGGAUGGGAAAGAUAGACUCCCAUGAGCCUUACCAAGAGGAGUAUCCAGAUAGUCAGUUCCAAUGUCUUCUAGUCACAUGGGAUAACAGAGAGAAAGAACGGAUGAGCCCCUGGGAUUUGGAACCUAUCAAUAAAAAAUAUCUACCCUCAGAGGUAGGGAGCAGUAUUCCAGUCAGUGCAGAAGAAUUAAAGUCACUCAUGUUUACACCAAAAGAUUCUGAAUGGCCGCCUUGCGGUCGCAAUCGUGAAUGUUCCCGUAUCGCUCAUGGCCUGGAAACCAUCAUGAAUCUCAGCAUCGCAGAAUACUUUUCUGCGCCAGUCGACUUGAAUGCUAUACCCUUAUAUGGCAUUUGUAUAGCGUAUCCUAUAGAUCUGAACACAAUAAAGGAGCGUGUGGAAAACCAUUUUUACAGGCGUGUCACCUCCAUUCUGUUUGAUGUUCGUUACAUUGAGAGCAAUGCCAAGGCAUUCAACCAGCCCAACAGCCUCAUUGUACGCAAGGCAGCUUUAGUGACAGACCUAUGCCUCAGAUUUAUCAAUGACAGUGAAUGUCAAGAUCCAAUGCCUCUCUACCAUGAUCUAAUAGCAGAUGCCGACUUGGCUGAAGAUGCUAAUGGUGCCAAUGAAGAGAGUGAUGAAUUUAAUGGUGACACGGUUGGGACCAGAAAAAGGACAAGGCGUAAGAAGAAUAAGCCAGUUCCUACAGAUCCUCAUGCUUGGUUACAGGAAUGUGGAGAUCUCUUGGAAACAAUGUUCGAAUGUGAUGACUCUAAACCAUUCCGACAUCCAGUAGACCCACUAGAAUACCCAGAUUAUCGUGCAGUGAUAGAGGUCCCUAUGGACUUGGGUUCAGUGCGAGAGCAGUAUCAAGCAGACUGUUAUAACUCACCCAUGGAGUUUGCGAAAGAUGUCCGCCUUAUAUUCUCAAAUGCAAAACAGUUUACCCCAAAUAAAAAGACAAGAAUCUACUCUAUGACAUUGAGGAUGUCUGCGAUGUUUGAAAACUAUAUAGAAGACAUUAUAUCUGACUGGAACUAUGCUAAAAAACAUGCCAAAAAAGAUAAGGGGACGAAACCAUGUAAUAAAAAAUUUGUCAGACGAAAAAGUAAACGCUCAAUGGGCUCCAAUCUUAGUGCCAAGAAAUCGUAUGAAUCUACCUCCGGACCAUCUACUGGUCACAACAACGAUGUGUCAUCUACCUCACUCUCACAAGAGGGCGCUGGGUGUAGCGGCAUAUCUACACGCUCAAGAUUUUGUAAAUCCAAAGCUCAGAAGUUUCCGGAAAGUUCUGGCUCAGAUACAGAGGACUAUGAUGCUGAUAACAAUGAGAAAGCUGACACUGUCACUCGUAAACCAAUUCUCAAGCUCAAAAUUAAACGCUCAAAUGGUGCUAUUGUAACCAAUGGACAUAAUAAUAAUUCCCGCUAUGCAACCCGCUGUGCAACUGGUAGCCUCAAACCAAAGAAACUCACCUCAUCUGAUUCUGAUGAAGAACCAGAAAAAGACAAUGAUGUAACAAUACAACAUUCGGAAUCAGAACUUGAACACUCUGGGACAAGUUCAAGCUCAGAGUCUGAGUCAGAUCCAGCCACUCCGUUUCCUAGUCUCAAAAGGAAACGAGUUCAUCAGGAACCAAGUUCGGAAAAUGACGAUUCGGAUUCUGACGUGGAUUAUCAGCAUAAUACUCGCGCAUCUUCUCGAAUUGCAUCUAAGUCAACUCUCUCAUCUCGUGUAAAUAAUAAUAGCUCAAUAAAAUCGCCAUCAAAAAGGAAAGCCAGUUACGAACUUGAUGAUACUUAUCUGGCUUCCGAGGAUGAAAAUAGACGCUCACGUAAACGUGGCAAAAGAACGACACGUAAUCAAGGUAAAAGGACGGUGCAUUAUGCGGAAGAUAGUGCGGAAGAUUUAGAACAUUUAGAUAAUGAGUAUGAAACUGGGACGAGUGUUAGUCGGAGUGGGCGUACUCGAAGGUUAACCGCCAGGGCAAGGGCUCAUCUGGUGGGCGUGUAACCCUAGUUCAUGCCCUUGCACGAUACGCCAUACAGUCAUGUCACCCUAAUUCAGUAGUAUUUGGAGUAAAAAAGUAUAAAUUAUUUUACAAAAUAUAAAAAUUGCUCAUUUCUUUAUGAUAAUAAGUAGACAGUAGGUUAUAUUUUUAUUGAGUUGUAAUCCAAUUCUUUCUGUAUACUAUUUUGAAAGGGUUAUCAUGACUGCGAUGAUUUUUCUUGUAAGGGUGUGAAAUAUAUCAAAGAUCUCAUUUUUCAUCAAAUAAAGAAUUAGUCAGCAGUUGUAAAUAAGUUUUGGAAACUGUUUAUGGACUGAGUACAAAAAGGGAUUAGGGUACCCUUAUAUUCUGUAUAUUAGAAAAUGCUUGCACAAUUGAAUUUUUGAACAAUUUCGAGAAAAUUGUAAAUGGAUUAAAAUGCACUGUUAUAUCUAAUGUAUUUACGAGGGAAUUCCUUUUACAUUUUUAAUUGGCUGAUUUUGAAUCAGAUUUUCACAUAUUGAUUUAUGAAUGAAAUAUUGUGUUCAUUCUAAUAUGAGCAGUUGUCAAUUAUGUUGACCAAAAUCAAUUCAAUUUAUUUAACUGUUGUGUUUUGUCCAUAAUUGUUCUGCAAUCUAUGCCACUCUUAAACCUCAUGUUUAAUUCUGCUUAUAUCAUAUACUGUGCUACAACAUUCAUGAAAUUAUUGAAACUGCGAAUACAUCUAUUAACCACAUAUACUGUGUAAUGUGUAAGAAUGUUCUUAAGGUAGUUCUGCCUUUUCAGAAAAAUUGAGAAAAAUAAUUAUUGGAAAUGUCAUUUCAACAUCGUUUUAGCAUUUUUUUUUAUUUUGUACUUUGUUUUCUAUCAUAAUAUGUAAACAUUGACAUAAAAUUUUGAAAAAAUCCCAUUUCAAUAAAUAUUUGGAAUUGUCAUAAAAAUUACAUGGAAAUUAAUAUGCAGAACUACCUUGAGAGGAACAUUUUGUGUGUUGUCAUGGAGAAUGUAGAUGACUCAGGCAAAACAGAACAAAACUUCUAAAAGAAAUUUUGAGACAAUUAUUGUAAAACUUGUCUUAGUGAUCACCUCUCUAUUCUAGUUAUGGUGAGCACCUCUCUCUUGGUGAACACCUUUUCCAAAUGAACAAAAAACGAACUGAAUGAAUGUUCUCUGAACACCACAUCGACUAUAUUAAAUACCUCUAUGGCUGUACAGUGAACCUACCCUCAUUAAACACCUUUAUGACUCGAAAUGUGUUUGCUGUCCACGCCCACAUGUACUCUAUGGCUGUACAGUGAACCU